AUGUCAAAAGCGAAAAUUGAUCUUGUGGAGGAAGUAAUAUUGGAUUUGGAGUACGAUAACUACCUCGGUCGCCUAACUGACAUUGAGAAGGAGGCUUUACAGGACGCCUGUGCGGUGCAAAAGAAUGUAGCUGGACGUCGGGACGCUUAUCAAAAGUCUCUCCUGUUGGCCUUGGGCAAAACGCUUGGGAAGGAGGCCCAACAUCUGGCCUCCCAAGCAGAUUGUGUGGAAGCACAAAUCCAUCAUUUACUUAUGCAGCCUUCUAAGAAGGCUGCGGACUUACGGAGCGCCUAG
Molecule: messenger RNA, 294 nt
Organism: Dibothriocephalus latus
Lineage: Eukaryota; Metazoa; Platyhelminthes; Cestoda; Diphyllobothriidea; Diphyllobothriidae
Source: the annotation of a GenBank genome assembly